AUCACCACCCAAACCCCUUCAAGAUCACGAUAUACAGUCAAGAUGGGUCGUGUUAUUCGCUCGCAACGUAAGGCGUCGACCAUCUUCAGGUCGCACACCCACCACAACAAGGCACCUGCUAAGCUUAGACCCUUGGACUUUUCCGAGAGGCAAGGUUACCUUCGCGGUGUUGUCAAGGAGAUCAUCCACGAUGCUGGCCGUGGUGCUCCCCUUGCUCGCGUCGCUUUCCGCGACCCUUACCGCUUCAAGCAAAGAGUCGAGACCUUCAUUGCUACCGAGGGCUUGAGCACUGGCCAAUUCGUCUACUGCGGCAAGAAGGCUGCCAUCAACGUCGGCAACGUCCUGCCUCUGUCCGCUCUGCCAGAGGGUACCAUUGUCUGCAACGUCGAGGAGAAGGCUGGCGACCGAGGAACCCUUGCUCGCACUUCCGGCAACUACGCCACCCUCAUCGGACACGACAACGAUGGCACUACCCGUAUUCGUCUUCCAUCGGGUGCAAAGAAGUCUGUUCCCUCUGGCAGUCGCGCUACUGUUGGGAUCGUCGCCGGUGGUGGACGUGUCGAUAAGCCUUUGCUCAAGGCUGGUCGCGCUCACCACAAGUUCAAGGUCAAGCGCAACAGCUGGCCCAAGACUCGUGGUGUGGCUAUGAACCCCGUCGAUCACCCUCAUGGUGGUGGUAACCAUCAGCACAUUGGUCACGCCUCCACCGUCCCUCGCUCCAGCGUUCCCGGUCAGAAGGCUGGUCUCAUCGCUGCUCGUCGCACUGGUCUCAUCACUGGUGCUGCCCACAACAAGGACGCAUAAGCAUACAGGAGCUCGCCGCGAAAUUCUCGCCCACUUCCGGCCCUCUUCACCACGCUGCGUUCUCGUCCUGGUCAAUCAUUCACUCUCGCUUCGUGCUCCUGUACUGUCUUCAAAACUAUGCACCAUGACUCGACACGUCUCGAGAAAUAUAGCACAAUUCACCCAG
Molecule: messenger RNA, 970 nt
Organism: Ceraceosorus guamensis
Lineage: Eukaryota; Fungi; Basidiomycota; Exobasidiomycetes; Ceraceosorales; Ceraceosoraceae
Product: putative RPL2A-ribosomal protein L8.e
Exons: 4
Coding region: 43-804 (253 amino acids)
Biological process (GO): cytoplasmic translation
Cellular component (GO): ribosome; cytosolic large ribosomal subunit
Molecular function (GO): structural constituent of ribosome; RNA binding
Source: RefSeq, a predicted model, not a curated record